Anoplophora glabripennis (Asian longhorned beetle) is the source of this 3843-nucleotide messenger RNA. It is a transcript of the gene rk, whose product is annotated as lutropin-choriogonadotropic hormone receptor. Gene Ontology annotation, biological process: G protein-coupled receptor signaling pathway. Bases 1 to 3330 code for a protein of 1109 amino acids. The record is from RefSeq and is a predicted model, not a curated record. Lineage: Eukaryota; Metazoa; Arthropoda; Insecta; Coleoptera; Cerambycidae. Gene Ontology annotation, cellular component: membrane. Gene Ontology annotation, molecular function: protein binding; G protein-coupled receptor activity; protein-hormone receptor activity. The transcript has 16 exons.
AUGUCAGACAACAAACUGGACCAUAUUAAUCCAAAGGCUUUUAAUAAAACUCCCAACAUAAAAAGACUAUUAUUACAGAGUUGUGGUUUGCCAGAAAUCCCCACCGAAGCUCUUAAACCGUUAACAAAACUUCACACUUUACAGGUGGGCGGCAACGAGAUCUGGCGAGUGGACGACGACGCUUUCGAGACGGCACCGCAGCUGCGCAGCCUGCGCCUCGACGGCAACCGGCUGCGCGUCGUCCCCGCAGAGGCAUUGACCGCACUUAAGCAUCUCGAGGUCCUAAACAUUGGUAAUAAUUUAAUAACUUCCUUAUCAGCUGAAGCUUUUCCACCUAUGGACAGCCUUGUGGUGCUUUUAAUGAAAAGAAAUCAAAUCAACGAAAUAUCCGAAGAUGCCUUCGCUAACCUCACAUCAUUGAAGGUUCUCGAACUGGAUGACAAUUUCCUUAGUCAAAUUCCAACUGCUAUCACAAAGCUGCCAGGCCUACAGGAAUUAUCCAUAUCGGGCAACCGCAUCAAGUAUAUCACUGGCGGCCUGCUGCAGAAGACCCCCGCGCUGGCCCUGCUGGAGCUCAAGGGGAACCCGCUGAUCGGAGUGGAUGCCCACGCGUUCUCCUUCCUGCCACGCCUGCGAAAGCUGAUCCUGUCGGAUGCCAGGGAACUGUCCACGUUUCCAAACCUAAAUGGUACUGCGGCUCUAGAAAUAUUGAGAUUAGACAGAGCGGGGAUAUCUUCGGUCCCAACGUCUUUAUGCACGACUUGCCCCAGGCUGAAAAGUUUAGACAUCAAAUCGAAUAAGCUGAAAGUCGUUCCAGACCUAAAUAACUGCCGUGAAAUGAGGGUGUUAGAUUUGGCCAGCAAUUAUAUAAAAUCUAUCGAGGACAAGCCCUUCCGGGGAAUGUACCAGAUCCAUGACUUACUGUUGGCCCACAAUCAGAUCCAAUACAUUCCACAAGACGCCUUUUAUAACCUGUCAAAGUUGCAAGUCCUAGAUUUAGAAGAUAAUCAAAUUUCUUUCAUCCACCCUGAUGCUUUUAUGCCAGUAUCUAAAAUCGAGGAUUUAAAUCUAGGCAACAAUGUAUUUCCGCACCUGCCAUCAGCUGGGCUUGAAAGGUUGUUGCACUUGAAAACCUUCAACAACCCCAACCUACGAGAAUUUCCACCCCCAGAAGAUUUUCCAAGAAUACAGACAUUAGUUUUAGCUUACGCUUAUCAUUGUUGCGCUUUUUUACCCCUAAUUCCAUCUAACCCACCUCCGAGAGCAAAGGAUAUAAUCGUCUUUCCAGAUAUUGAAGACAUCGAUAUGAAUUUCUGGAAUAGUUCGGUAGACAUUUGGCCAUCACAGCAAAACAUCAGUCACAAAUUUGGUAAGAAGUUCGAAGCCAUAUGGGAAAAUAUUCGAUCUGAUUUCACGUAUCCAGGAAAUUUUCCCUCCUACAUGGAAGAGUACGCCGCUGAAGACGAUUCAAACCUACGCCUUCCUGGAGAAGGUUCCACAGGAGCUCCUGGAAAAAUCCAAUGCUUGCCUUUACCGGGGCCGUUUCUGCCUUGCCAAGAUUUAUUUGACUGGUGGACAUUGCGCUGUGGAGUAUGGAUAGUGUUUUUAUGCGCGAUGCUGGGCAACGGUAUCGUCGUGUUCGUUUUGAUUUUUUCACGUAGCAAAAUGGACGUGCCUCGGUUCCUUGUUUGCAACUUGGCAGCUGCGGAUUUCUUCAUGGGUAUCUAUUUAGGUUUUUUAGCAGUUGUCGAUGCGUCCACUUUAGGCGAAUUUCGCAUGUACGCCAUCCCGUGGCAAAUGUCAGUUGGUUGCCAGCUAGCUGGCUUCCUAGGAGUCCUCAGUUCAGAACUGUCCGUGUGGACCCUGGCAGUGAUUACGCUUGAAAGAAACUACGCCAUAACUCAUGCCAUGCAUCUCAACAAAAGACUGUCGUUAAAACACGCGGGAUACAUCAUGAUUUGCGGAUGGAGUUUCGCCGUCGUGAUGGGUAUAAUGCCCAUAUUUAACAUUUCGGACUACAGGAAGUUCGCGGUGUGUCUCCCGUUCGAAACCAACGAUGUAGCGAGCCUAACCUAUGUCGUUUUCCUUAUGUUCGUAAACGGUGUCGCCUUUCUAAUACUCAUGGGAUGCUACUUGAAAAUGUACUGUGCUAUCCGCGGUUCUCAGGCCUGGAAUUCAAAUGACUCCCGUAUAGCCAAACGCAUGGCCCUUUUAGUAUUCACAGAUUUCUUGUGUUGGUCGCCUAUAGCGUUCUUUUCAUUAACAGCAGCAUUUGGACUGCAACUUAUAUCUCUCGAACAAGCCAAAGUUUUCACGGUGUUCAUACUACCGUUAAACUCCUGCUGUAAUCCGUUCCUAUACGCAAUCCUCACUAAACAAUUCAAAAAAGACUGCGUGAUGAUCUGCAAAGCUAUAGAAGAGAGCAGAGUCACUCGAGGUAUCGGAAGGUGUAGACACAGUUCUAACUUUAGUAAUAGGCAAACCCCCGCUAACACGAAUAGUUUAGCAGAUAGGUCGUCCAGGGAGAAACAGGACCAUCACGCACCACAGUGCACGUGUAACGUCAAGCUGCUGAAUGACAAUCAGAAUCAGAGCCAGAAGAGAACUGAUAGGAAGACCAGGACGAGGGAAUGGCUCCUGAGCAAGGCUCGAUGGCUUCUGUGCGUUCGAAGACCUGCAAGGCAUCGGCCUAGGAAUGACCAGUACACGUACCAAAUCGCCGAGAUCCAACAAAAACAACAUAAGAGGGCGUCAUCCGUGUCAUCAAGUGAAAAUUUUAGUUCCUCGAGAUCAGAUUCCUGGCGCCACAACCACCAUUGUGGCAUACCUCUGCGCCUCCUGGACCCCAAACGGCGGGCGUCGUCCUGGUUGGUCACCAGGAAAACCUCCCAGGACUCUAACCUCUCAAGCUCGAGGAACGAUUCUUCUGGUUCGGCGACGACAGCCAGCACAAGCACGUGGAGGAUGUCCCGUUCCAGCGGUUCCAGUGAGCCAACGCGCGGAAGGACAAAGCCUCGUCUGACGCGACAAUGUGCCAUUCAGGACGAAUGUGAUCCACCAGGUUCACCAGGGAGGCUUACAGUCAGAUUCCUCACAACCAUUCCCUCAGCUGCUGAGAAUAGCAUGCAGUUGGAAGACGAGCAACCAUCCAUACUGGUUAGUCCCACCAAAGAGCGAGAAGGACCCUUGUAUGCCAUCCUUCAUUCUACGCCGAUGACGCCGGUGCGUAGGCAGUCUAUCGUAACUCUUCACCCUGUAGAAAGCACUAAAGUAUCUCCUAAUUCUUCUAGUCAGGCCAAUAAUAUGGCAGACGCUGGUCCCUCUAGAUAAUAAUUAAUUCUUUAGGGAUAAGCUGUACCAAAACUGUAAUUUGUGCUCCAGGAUGUGCCAGGUUUUCUGUUUCGUUCUAAGUUAUUUAUUUAUUUAUUUAUUGUAGUCUAGGCGAUGCGUGUUUUUGUAUUGAGUGAGUAUGAGUAGUGUUUUUAGAGAAAUACUUCGUGUGCACCAUUCCUCAGCCAACUCCAAUUAUUAUAACCAAGUUUUUUUCAGAUGUGUUAAUUUCGAAAUUUUUUUCAUAUUAAAUCUAGUUGGCAUCCCGACUGAAGCCAUUUGUGACACUAUUUUAAGACAUUCCUGGAGUACAGUGUAACCAAAUCAUAUAAGUAUUUAUUAAGCCGUUACUCAUAGGGAAAGUUUUUUAAUAUUAUUUAUUUGUAUAUAUCUAUUUUAUUAAAUAAGACAGAUUGCGUGAUAUGUUUAGCUGUAAGCGAAGAAAGUAAUAAAAAUAAGGUGAUAAUUUUUAAAGUAAAAUAUAUUGUAUAUGAACAUAAAAUGUUAUUUACA